AUGCUGCCCCCCUUCUCGAAAACUGUGGAGGCGAUCGUGUUUUCAGAUUCUGCACUCCCUGCAGCACUGAGCUCAGAGCAGGUGCAACUGAUUGUGUCCAGGCUGGAGGAAAUAACGAGUGCAGAUAAGCGGCCGUGUGAGCACCAUUUCUUUGGAAAAGACUCCGUCUGUGCCCAAACCAAUAGUUUUUUAGUCGCGCAGGGAUGCCCAUCACGCGCGCUUGUGGAGAGUUGCUUUGUUGCCGCGGGCGAGCACUCAGAGCUGGGAGAAAUGUUGCAGUGGUUUGCCAGCGCCGUUGUGGCGUUGUUUGUGGACGGUGUAAAGAGCGGAGUGAGUUUCCCGCAGGCAUGGGAGGAAUCGAUGCGGAGGUACCCCACACUCGCCGCCCACACUUUUGAGCUGCAGGGGUUCAGUGCGUUGUUUUCCUUCCUGCUCUUCCAGUUGGCGGCGGUGGAGGGAACAAUGAGUCGGCGCGGGGCAAGUGGUGAUGUUACCGACGUACAAGAGGUGAUGCGGCGCAGUAGCCGCAAGAAUGUGCAGAGGGGGAUCAAGCGCGAAAGGGUCUUCAGGCAGCGGGAAGUCACGCAGGAGCGUGCAUCAGGGCGAUUCAUGGCCACAGCUAGCCACAAUGUCGGGACUGCGGCACCCAAAGACACGGCUGUCGCUGCAGCGGCGACAACGACAACGAUUGCUGGUAUGUGCCAACGCACUGCAAACCCUACUGUGUUGCCGCAUCGUCCACUAGCGAAGACGUUAAUAAUGAGAAAUGUGCAGCCGUUGUGGAAUCCUGAAGAAGCCACUGACUCAUCUAAAGCGUUGAAGCCGAUGGUACCGUCUCCCAGUUUGGAACUCCCUGCAAGUAAUAAAGGUAAAGUGAGGUUUUUGGACAGCAUGCCUUCACCAAUGCAGGUUCCACGACAGACGGCUGAUAGCGGAACUCUGGCCCCCGACCCUGGUGAAACAUCACUCUUCCAUUAUUCCAAGUGUAAAGAUGGAACCUUAGUGCAGGCCGGUGUGUUCACACCACCUCUGGCUAUUCAAUCGAAGACAAUAACAAAUAACACUGAAAACGUCAAUAAAGAUGUGGACUCGAAUAAUGGGGCAUGUACUUCUCUCAGGUUGUCCAAUCUUCAGGGCGUUAUAUCUCCCACUGCAGAAGAAUCCGCGUCUGAGCGGCGGAGGCGAAAGGUGCCCGCAGAUAGACCCGGACCUUUUCGGAUGGAGGACCUUCAACAACAAAUGCGGACCGAAGAGCUGCGUAGAAAGUACGGUGUAAAAAAAAUUAUUAACUAUGCAGAGAGAGAUCUGGAAGAGGCCAGGGAUCAGAUGGAACGAAUGCGCGAGAUACUAGAUGCGGAAUAUACUCCGAUGUCGGAUACAAAGUGA
Trypanosoma rangeli is the source of this 1386-nucleotide messenger RNA. RefSeq lists its product as uncharacterized. The transcript has a single exon. Lineage: Eukaryota; Euglenozoa; Kinetoplastea; Trypanosomatida; Trypanosomatidae. The record is from RefSeq and is a predicted model, not a curated record. The coding region runs from base 1 to 1386 and encodes 461 amino acids.